UUCAAAGUGUAUUGAUCGCCGUGACGUCAUCAUUAAUGGUGGCCACAGAUCGAGAAAGAAGCAAAUCGCACAACCGAUCGACGAUUAGCUGUCCAUUUACCGCUGCAGGUUCCUUCCAGUGACUUUAUAGCUCUGUAUAUGAACCUAGACAGCCGAUUGAACUCGAUUCCAUUCCACUGAAAUGGCAGGAAAUUACUAUUUUGCCAUAGUAGGGCACCACGACAACCCUAUCUUCGAGAUGGAGUACGCCCCUCCCAACAAACCAGCGGAGACCAAGAAGGACGACCACCGACACCUGAACCAGUUCAUCGCCCAUGCAGCGCUGGACCUGGUGGAGGAGCAGAUGUGGAUGACGAACAACAUGUACCUGAAGACAGUGGACAGGUUUAACGAGUGGUUUGUGUCCGCCUUUGUGACGGCUGGCGGAAUGCGCCUCAUCAUGCUGCACGACCAGAAAAAUGAAGAUGGCAUUAAGAACUUCUUCCAGGAUAUGUACGAGACUUACGCCAAACACGCCAUGAAUCCAUUCUACGAACCAAAUACGGUCAUCAAGUCACAGGCGUUUGAAAGAAAGGCACAGUUCUACGGCAAAAAGUACUUGACCGGGUGACAAUCAUAAUGACUUUGGGCCACUGUGAUUGAAAUUACAACGUCGCCAGUUUACAAUCCAAUGAUUAAGAGUGACUCAUAAAGCUAUGUAUUAAAUUGAACAGAGAAUAUAUGAAAAACUAUAAAAAUGGAUGUAGUAUCACAAUGGAUUUAUAUUUAUUUGAUUCAUUGUUUGAAGUACUGGUGUCGUGUUCUUGUAAUGAUGAUGGCUGUUCUUUACUGCUGAAGAUCAAUGGGAAGGUUCCUCUAAUGAGACCUUGUGUAACCAACACCAAUUUUGUUUAUGUUAUCAACUCUUAAGUUACAUGCAAUAUUACUACAAUGUACAUGCAGAUUGACUAACACUGAACCCCAACUGCAAUGAUACAAUUGCUCUACUAUAUACAGUACCAAGAAAGGAGCUCUGAGCAAAUGGAGUACUUUGUUAGAAAAAGGAUGUACGAUUAUGAUGAAUAUUGUUAUACAUCUCUGUAAUUGUAUGAAAAAGUAAUCUGUUCAUAUAGAAUAAAUGUCAUUCAUUUUUCUAUUGAAAAUAUAUUUGGCUUCAUUGUAGCCACUGGUAUUUCAGUUUUGUUUGUUAGUAUUGGAUUAUACUGUUAUGGUCUUUUUCCAGCCAGUCCAACUGCUUUUAUUCAAGGUAAAGUGUAAUCUGAAAUUUAACCAGAACUCAUUAAAAAGAGUAGUAGUAGACUCAUAUGUGGACUCCUCACUGUAGCAUAGCUACAUUUAUGUGAAUGGUAAACCACAUGUUAGCAAAACUAGGAAACUGGCAAAAAUGUUAUGAUCUUUUUGCCAGUUUUGGAACACAUCAUUACA
This is a messenger RNA of Branchiostoma floridae (Florida lancelet), 1425 nucleotides long. Its product is annotated as trafficking protein particle complex subunit 2-like. Gene Ontology annotation, biological process: endoplasmic reticulum to Golgi vesicle-mediated transport. The coding region runs from base 182 to 610 and encodes 142 amino acids. The transcript has a single exon. The record is from RefSeq and is a predicted model, not a curated record. NCBI's taxonomy places the organism in Eukaryota, Metazoa, Chordata, Leptocardii, Amphioxiformes, Branchiostomatidae. Gene Ontology annotation, cellular component: nucleus; TRAPP complex; cytoplasm.